Molecule: messenger RNA, 782 nt
Organism: Camponotus floridanus (Florida carpenter ant)
Lineage: Eukaryota; Metazoa; Arthropoda; Insecta; Hymenoptera; Formicidae
Product: protein FAM177A1
Exons: 3
Coding region: 40-741 (233 amino acids)
Source: RefSeq, a predicted model, not a curated record
AAAAAUUCGCAAAAAUCGAUCGCAGAAUGCCAUUUUUGAAUGUGCAACGAGUGCAUUGCAAAACACAUUAUAAUGAAAGUAGAGAAAAAACUACCAAUGAGAUUUCGAUCGCGAGCGUUCGCUAUCUUCCGACGUCGUUCGUUGCAGAUUAGUCAUCUAGAUAGUAAACAAAAGGAGAGAGGAAGCUUACUCGAUGUGCUGUCAAGAAUCGUCACAGCACGACGCAAGUCGGAUAGUUUUGUUUACUGUAAAAUACAAUCAACGAUGACGCCAGAAAAGGAUGAGGCCUGUGAUUUGAGUGAUGUUAUCUUGCAGGAAAAUUCGGAUGUCGAAACGCAGUGCACACAUAAAUUAAGCAAGAAACCAAAAAGAGUGCUGCAGUUUUCGGAUGGUAUAAUGGAGGAAUAUUCGUCGGAAGAUGAAGUAGACAUGCCCAAAAAUUGUAAAACUGUGACACAGAUAGAUACUAAAAAUAUGGAUUGGUUACCAUGGGCAUGGCAUCAAACCACAUGGAUUAGUUCAAAAAUGUUAGAUGGUUGUGAUUAUGUUGGCGAAUGUUUAGCCAACUUUUUUGGCAUAACAGCACCCAAAUAUCAGUUUGAGAUAAAUGAAUUUUAUAGAUUACAAGCACUUGAAAGAGAAACAUUUAAUAAACAGGACUUAGAGAUGAAUGGAUGGAACGAAAAAAAGAGAGAUAAUCUCAUAAAUGACAGUAUUACAUUCUCAAAUGAACAUAAUUAAUAGUGUUUUGUAUAGAUUUCAAAAUAAAUAAAUUUAUCAAU